This is a messenger RNA of Ziziphus jujuba (common jujube), 1270 nucleotides long. RefSeq lists its product as uncharacterized. The coding region runs from base 162 to 935 and encodes 257 amino acids. NCBI's taxonomy places the organism in Eukaryota, Viridiplantae, Streptophyta, Magnoliopsida, Rosales, Rhamnaceae. Gene Ontology annotation, molecular function: RNA binding. The transcript is spliced from 9 exons. The record is from RefSeq and is a predicted model, not a curated record.
UUGGUUUUGCCCUCAAUGCUGUCUGUCUAGUAUAUUUAUCUUUGAGCGGGUAUUCAGCUUCACUCUCCAUUACUCUCUCUCUUUCUCUCUCUCUCUUUUAUUUAUUUUUGAGUUUUUUUUUAAUUAUUUUUUGACUUGGCCAAUCUCCCCAAAAACGAAAGAUGGAUCGUUAUCAGCGGGUGGAGAAGCCGAGGCAUGAAACCCCAAUUAACGAGAAUGAGAUUCGCAUUACCACCCAGGGAAGGAUGAGGAACUACAUUACCUAUGCUACCACUCUCCUUCAGGAGAAAGGAUCUAAUGAAAUUGCACUUAAAGCCAUGGGUAGAGCUAUUAACAAGACUGUCAUGAUUGCAGAACUGAUUAAGAGAAGGAUUGCUGGUCUUCAUCAAAAUACAGCUAUAGGUUCAACCGAUAUAACUGACAUGUGGGAGCCACUUGAAGAGGGCCUCCUUCCCCUUGAAACUACUCGCCAUGUAUCAGUGAUAACGAUUACUUUGUCCAAGAAGGAACUAGACACAUCCUCCACUGGGUACCAACUGCCGAUUCCAGCAGAUCAAGUGAAACCAUGGACCGAGUAUGAUUAUGAAGGAGAUGGUUCUCCUAACACACGAGGUAGAGGUCGCGGUGGUCGAGGAAGAGGUAGAGGGAGAGGAAAUUUUAACAACGGAAUAGUGGAGUACAACGGUGAUAAUGGCUUUGAUGGUGGGCGUGGCUAUGGGGGUAGGGGUCGAGGUCGUGGAAGGGGGAAUGGUUAUCGUGGCCGUGGAAGAGGCUAUGGGGGUGGAAAUAUGCAACCAGAAUCAGGUGGUUACAAUGAUUAUGGGGGAGGGGCACCUCCACAAUAUCGUGGGCAAGGGCGUGGACGAGGUAGGGCGAGAGGCCGUGGUCGUGGUAGGGGUUUUAGAUCAGAUGGGCCAGUACAGGCUGCUGUCUGAACCCAACAUAAGGUACUAAUUCCAAUUUAGGUUGUGGAAAGCUUUGGAUGCCUGCUCUGCUAAUUAUGUCUAUUUAAUGGAAAUGGGGGUGGGAUGAAGGGGAUUGGAAGCGGGGGGUAUGAGGUGGUGAUGAGUGUAUCUCACUGUUACAUUUCUAGGCAUACUAAAAGUUUUAAUGAGCUGCCCACUCAUUGACUGUGUGGUAGCCGUGUUUUUGUAGUUUCGAAAGUAGGAGAGAAUUCUUGUUUAAUGCCUGAUUAGGACUUUGGAAAGUUGUACUACACCUUUGUCUUUUAGAUAAUAAUAGAGCAGUACAUUCAAUUUUUUAUUCUUAA